AUUACAAUCUUUUAUUUAUUAUUAUUAAAUUAUUAAAUUAUUUUUUGACAUUUAUUACACAACCUCAAUCCUCAACCUGUCACCUGUCAUCCUACUGAAAAACAUUUAACAAAAGCCCCUCCUCUGAAACUUGAUCUUUGACCAACACCACUGUCAACGUCAUCGUUGUUCUGUCAAUCGCCGGCCCUGAAUUAAUUCAAUUUCGAGCAAAAGCAAGUCAUUUCGUGAUAAACUCUCUACAAUCCUAACAUAACUUAGCUCCUGGGUGUUUUUCAUUCACUUUAAAAGUUACAAGUGUGUGUGUCAUAAAGAAAAUGGGUAAAAUAAAAGCUGGACCUGUUGUCGACAUCCUUGGGGAUGAAAUGACCCGAAUUAUAUGGGACUCCAUCAAAGAGAAAUUGAUUCUGCCCUUUUUGGACGUCGAACUGCACACUUACGACCUAGGGAUUGAAAACCGGGAUAAAACCAGUGACCAGGUCACCGUCGAUUGUGCCGAAGCUAUCAAAAAGUACAAUGUUGGAAUUAAAUGUGCCACUAUUACGCCCGAUGAGAAGAGGGUUGAGGAGUUCAACUUGAAACAAAUGUGGAAGAGCCCAAACGGCACCAUUAGAAACAUUUUGGGGGGCACUGUGUUCCGCGAGGCCAUAAUUUGCAAAAACAUCCCCCGAUUGGUGUCGGGCUGGAACAAGCCAAUCAUAAUCGGUCGUCACGCCCACGCUGACCAAUACAAAGCCACCGAUUUCGUGGUUCCCGGACCCGGGAAACUCGAAUUGGUGUUUACGCCAAUCUCGGGGCAACCCAUCAAACACAUCGUCAACGAAUAUAAGGGGGCUGGUGUAGCCCUUGGAAUGUUCAACACCGACGAAUCCAUUAAAGAUUUCGCUCAUUCGUCCUUCAAAUUUGCCCUCAAUCAAGGAUAUCCUCUUUACUUGAGCACCAAAAACACCAUUUUGAAGAAAUACGAUGGACGCUUCAAAGACAUCUUCCAGGAUAUCUACGAUCGCGAGUACAAGAAGCAAUUCGAAGCGAAGGGCAUCUGGUACGAGCAUCGUUUGAUUGACGACAUGGUCGCGUAUGCCAUGAAAUCGGAAGGGGGCUUUGUGUGGGCUUGCAAGAAUUAUGAUGGGGACGUUCAGUCGGAUUCAGUCGCUCAAGGUUAUGGGUCUUUGGGGCUCAUGACUUCGGUUCUGAUUUGUCCAGAUGGUAAAACAGUGGAAUCAGAGGCGGCUCAUGGUACUGUCACGCGCCAUUAUCGAAUGUACCAGAAGGGACAAGAAACGUCAACUAAUCCCAUUGCGUCCAUUUUCGCUUGGACUAGAGGGCUGUUGCACAGAGCCAAGCUUGAUAAUAACAAAGAAUUGGAGAAGUUUGCCAACACUUUGGAAAAAGUUUGCAUUGAUACGAUCGAAUCUGGCUUCAUGACCAAAGAUUUGGCCAUUUGUAUUAAAGGCAUGAACGGAGUCAAAAGAUCCGAUUAUUUGGAGACGUUCGAAUUUAUGCAAAAAUUGGCCGAUAAUUUGAAGAAGGCCAUGGGGUGUUGACUCACCGCAAGACUGUAAUCACCGUACUUUUUUAUAUUGUUAUUGCAACUGCUUUCUGGUGCAGGGUGUGUAUUAUCUAUGUUUUAUUUUAAUAAAGAACUAAAGUAAAAA
This is a messenger RNA of Tribolium castaneum (red flour beetle), 1652 nucleotides long. RefSeq names its product Isocitrate dehydrogenase (gene Idh). The transcript is spliced from 3 exons. Gene Ontology annotation, molecular function: isocitrate dehydrogenase (NADP+) activity; NAD binding; magnesium ion binding. The record is from RefSeq and is a predicted model, not a curated record. Gene Ontology annotation, biological process: NADP+ metabolic process; isocitrate metabolic process. Lineage: Eukaryota; Metazoa; Arthropoda; Insecta; Coleoptera; Tenebrionidae. The coding region runs from base 315 to 1541 and encodes 408 amino acids. Gene Ontology annotation, cellular component: mitochondrion; peroxisome; cytosol.